Penicillium cosmopolitanum is the source of this 815-nucleotide messenger RNA. RefSeq names its product 40S ribosomal protein uS3. Lineage: Eukaryota; Fungi; Ascomycota; Eurotiomycetes; Eurotiales; Aspergillaceae. The transcript has 3 exons. Gene Ontology annotation, molecular function: structural constituent of ribosome; RNA binding. The record is from RefSeq and is a predicted model, not a curated record. Gene Ontology annotation, biological process: translation. Gene Ontology annotation, cellular component: cytosolic small ribosomal subunit; nucleus. The coding region runs from base 21 to 815 and encodes 264 amino acids.
CAACAACCAGGAACGCAAAAAUGGCCGCUGUUCAGGGUGCUAUCUCCAAGCGUCGCAAGUUCGUCGCCGACGGUGUCUUCUAUGCCGAGCUGAACGAGUUCUUCCAGCGCGAGCUGGCUGAGGAGGGAUACUCCGGCGUCGAAGUCCGUGUCACUCCCACCGUCACCGACAUCAUUGUCCGUGCCACCCACACCCAGGAGGUUCUUGGUGAGCAGGGUCGCCGCAUCCGCGAGCUCACCUCCCUCAUCCAGAAGCGUUUCAAGUUCCCCGAGAACUCCGUCUCCCUCUACGCCGCCAAGGUCCAGAACCGUGGUCUCUCCGCUGUCGCUCAGUGCGAGUCCCUCCGCUACAAGCUCCUCAACGGUCUGGCCGUCCGCCGUGCCUGCUACGGUGUCCUCCGCUUCAUCAUGGAGAGCGGUGCUAAGGGUUGCGAGGUUGUUGUGUCCGGAAAGCUCCGUGCUGCCCGUGCCAAGUCUAUGAAGUUCACUGACGGUUUCAUGAUCCACUCCGGUCAGCCCGCCAAGGAGUUCAUCGACUCUGCCACCCGCCACGUUCUCCUCCGCCAGGGUGUCCUCGGUAUCAAGGUCAAGAUCAUGCGCGGUUCCGACCCCGAGGGCAAGGCCGGCCCCCAGAAGACCCUCCCCGACUCGGUCACCAUCAUCGAGCCCAAGGAGGAGCAGCCCGUUCUGCAGCCCAUGUCCCAGGACUACGGUGCCAAGGCCCUUGCCGCCCAGCAGGCCGCUGAGCAGCAGCGUCUGGCUGAGCAACAGGCCGCUGAGGCCGAGGGUGCCACCGAGGGUUACGCUCAGGAGUAA